This is a messenger RNA of Nerophis lumbriciformis (worm pipefish), 2320 nucleotides long. RefSeq lists its product as uncharacterized. Lineage: Eukaryota; Metazoa; Chordata; Actinopteri; Syngnathiformes; Syngnathidae. Gene Ontology annotation, molecular function: protein binding. The record is from RefSeq and is a predicted model, not a curated record.
CUGGAAGAAAGUGUGGUCGAGAUGAAGACUCUGGACGAUGAACGUCUGAACCAGAUGAAGACUCUGAAAGAACGUCUGCAAAAGAUGAAACAUCAGAUCGCAAAAGCCGCAAACAAAAAUGAAAUUGAGAAACUCAUGACUCUUGUGGACAAGAUGAAGACUCUGGAAGAUGAACGUGUGCACCAGAAGAAGACUCUGGAAAAACGUCGCGAAAAGAUGAAUAAUCAGAUUGCAAGAGGUGCAAACAAAAAGGAAAUUGAGAAUCCAAAAGAGGAACGUGUGGACCAGAUGAAGACUCUGGAAGAAAGUCUAGAAAAAAUGAAACAUCAGAUUGCAGCAUCUGCAAACAAAAAAGAAAUUGCGAAACUCACUCCACUAGUGGACAUGGUGAAGACUCUGGAAGAACGUUUGGACCAGAUGAAGACUCUGGAAGAAAAACGUCUGGAAAAGAUGAAGACUCUGGAAGAAGAACACCUGGAAAAGUUGAAAACUUUGGAUGAACGACUAAACCGCAUGACGACUCUGGAGGAAGAACAUCUGGAAAAGAUGAAGACUAUAGAAGAACGGCUGGAAACAGUGAAGACUCUUGAAGAGGAACACCUAGAAAAUAUGAAAACUUUGGAUGAACGGCUAAACCACAUGAAGACUCUGGAGGAAGAACGUCUGGAAAAGAUAAAGACUCUGGAGGAAGACCAUCUGGAAAAGAUGAAGACUCUGGAAGAACGGCUGGAAAAGAUAAAGACUUUGGAGGAAGAACGUCUGGAAGAAAUGAAGACUCUGGAAGAAAAAUGCCUGGAAAAGACGAAGACUCUGGAAUCACGUCUGGAAAAGAUUAAAACUCAGGAAGAAGAACACCUGAAAAAUUUCAAAACUUUGGAUGAACGGCUAAACCACACAAAGACUCUUGAGGAAGAACGCCUGGAAAAGAUGAAGACUAUAGAAGAACGGCUGGAAAAAAUGAAAACUCUGGAAGAAGAACGCUUGGAAGCGAUGAAGACUCUGGAAGAAAGACACCUGGAAAAUAUGAAGAUUGUGGACAAUCAGAUUGCAAAAGUUGCAAACCACAUUAAGGGACUCCGACCAAUUGUGGACCGGCUGGCGGAAGAAGCCAAGACUACGGUGGCCUUCACAGUGGGGGCGGGAGUUCCUAAUUCUGACUACACACUGGUCUACGGGCAUGUGUGGAUCAACUUGGGCGACGCCUAUAACGCCAACACGGGUGUGUUCACAGCCCCCAUCAAGGGUCUCUACUUUGUCUCCUUCACCUGCGCUGUACAAAAAGGGUAUGUGGUCGCAAGUGUGAUGAAGAACAUCGAAGAUGAAGUACUCUCAGUGGAAAGCACCAGCAAUAACAAGUGGGGCAGCGCUACCAACAGCAUGGUGGUGGAACUGCGGGAGGGAGACAACCUUACUGUUUACUCGGCUAGUGAACAUCUCGUCAACUCCAAAUAUGACAGCAUUUUUACUGCUUUUCUCAUCAAGCACAUGUAAACUACAAGUCAUCCUCAUUUGACUAAUAUUCAUACACGAUCAGAUUAUAUUGAUCCUUAUAUUACUAAUAUUGAUAAAGCAUCAUGUCAGGUUCAAACACUGAUGACAUCAAUUAAACAGACCAAGAAGCAAGGAAUCAAACAGAGACAGAAUUCAAUUUAGCUCGAUCGAGGAGAAACGCGUAGACACUGUGCCCGUGCACAGUGUCGUCCCACGCUCUGACGAAAGAUUGUACGCCUUGUAUUUGGACUUUCCCGGAUUACGUAGCAACAGCUGUUUCUAAGGGAGGGAGGUCGUAAACAGCCAUGGCCUUUGUUACAAAACAGUUCAAAGAAAAGGUGCCUGGAGGGGAGGUCAGGCCCUGCUUCCUUUCCGCUUUGUAGAUCUCGGGUCUAGACAAAAUCUUCCUGUGGAUUACAAUACAUCAAAGAAACCGACGCCUUUCAUGUCGCUUCCCAUCCUACGCAGUGGAGUUUUACAAACCCUUUGCUUGGUAGGAUCAAAGACAGCUUUUGUCCUCUCUCAUUGACACACAAAGUUGUGUGAUAACUUAGAUACAAUUAUUCUGACAUAUCAGACGAUAUUGAUCCUCAUAUUACUAAUAUUGAUACAUUAGAUGAUUAUUGAUCACUACAUAUAUUGUGUAUAAAUUACACAUAUAAUAACCUACUCAGUGGCCUUGUGGUUAGAGAGUCCUUAUUGAUACCAAUAAUCCUUAUUGAUACCAAUAUUCCGUAUCGAUACCAAUAUUCCUUAAUGAUACCAAUAUUCAUUAUUGAUACCAAUAUUCCUCUUUAUGGUAUAUAAUGAUGUGUUAAUAAAGAUAAUA